AUGUAUGACUCUCAGAUUAGCAUUGAUGCUAAUGUAGCUUAUGUUUUAAGGAAUGGAGAUUGGUAUUGGAAACCUGCUCGGUCUGAAGAGUUAGUCACUAUCCAGAGUAGGUUGCCGAAAAUUGUUAUAGGAGCUUCUGAUAAUCCGGUUUGGACUGUAGCUCGUAAAGAAACUUAUGUGAGUUCAAAUACCUGGAAUGCUUUGAGGAAGAAGAAAUCGGAGGUUAGUUGGUGGCCUCUCAUUUGGUUUCCUUAUGCAAUUCCCAAGCAAGCUUUCUUGAUGUGGUUGGCUGUGAGGAACCAUCUUGCUACUGGAGAUAGGCUCACGGCUGUAGGCAGUGGAAAACAAAGAGAAUGUGGGGUGUUCUUUGCAGAUUAG
Molecule: messenger RNA, 378 nt
Organism: Alnus glutinosa
Lineage: Eukaryota; Viridiplantae; Streptophyta; Magnoliopsida; Fagales; Betulaceae
Exons: 2
Coding region: 1-378 (125 amino acids)
Source: RefSeq, a predicted model, not a curated record